Messenger RNA from Cucurbita maxima (winter squash), 2526 nucleotides. Its product is annotated as transmembrane and coiled-coil domain-containing protein 4-like. The coding region runs from base 268 to 2253 and encodes 661 amino acids. Lineage: Eukaryota; Viridiplantae; Streptophyta; Magnoliopsida; Cucurbitales; Cucurbitaceae. The transcript is spliced from 15 exons. The record is from RefSeq and is a predicted model, not a curated record.
AAAAAAAAAAAAAAAAAACACGAACUACGAAGAGGCGAUUUCCAUCACAGGGAAUAGGAAGCAACGGUAAACGACGCUUCCGGGACCGGAGCGAUUGUGACAGGGAGCUUCAGAAUUUGAUUCAUAUUACAUCAAUCGCUCUUGGCGACUCGGUCAUUGUCGUCGAUCAAUCGCCAUCUCCUGAUGAUAUUAACUUGGGGAACCCAUUAAUCCAUUUCGCCGUCUUUGCCUGAAUGCUUCAGCGUCUCGUUUUAUAGUUCUUGAUCCAUGCAGAUGACAUCCUUCUUGGCACCUACUCAACGCUAUGCCUCCGGAGCAUUGUUUGCACUUGCUCUUCAUCAGGCCCAGAUCCAUCAGACGCGCCCUUUAGGGCAUUCCGAUGAUGAACCUCUGGUGGAGGAGCGAACGAGUAGUUGUAGCGGCAGUAGCAGUGAUUCGGUCUCUGAUGAUCCCGAGCUUUGGGUCCAUGAGUCAUCGGGCCUACUUCGUCCUGUAUUCAUGUUUUUAGAGAUCGACUCUGCAGCUUGGCCUGGACUCGAGGAAACUUCAGGAUCCGGUACAGCUAAGCAUCACAUUGGAGCAUUCUUGCGGUUGCUAUCAGAGGACAAAGAAAAUUCUUCUGAGAUGAUAGAACGGGAACUUGCUCUAUCAAAAUCUGUUGAUGGUAUAGCAGAUAACAUGGAGAAGAAUUUUAUAAGUUCUCAGUCUAAUGAAAAGUGUCUUGAAUAUGAACAUGAAUGGCGAGAGAAGUGCUUGUCUUCCAAGGAAAAAUUGAAUUUUGAAGAAUUUGACAAGCAAACAGAAGGCACUGAUGGUAAUGCAGUGGUUGUUAAACGGCCAGAUGGUGGAGCAUGGAUUGAGACUAUUGAGCAACCAAUUGAAGAGGAAAAAAUGCUUAGCUACCGGAGAAAAGUGGUUGUUCUCUAUGAGCUUCUAUCUGCUUGUUUGGCUGACUUAAGCGUAGACGACAAGAAAAAAUCCCGGAAAAGAAAAGGUUAUGAUGCCCGGCAUCGUGUGGCUUUGAGGUUAUUAUCAACCUGGGUAGAUAUCAAGUGGAUAAAACUGGAAGCAAUUGAGACAAUGGUUGCUUGCUCAGCUAUGGCUAUGGCUAAAAGCGUGGCAGAGAUAGGUCAUGAAAGCCCUACAAAGGAGAGUCACUGGGCUAAGUGGAAACGUGGUGGUAUUAUUGGUGCAGCUGCAUUAACUGGAGGGACCUUGAUGGCAAUUACGGGAGGAUUAGCUGCACCAGCAAUUGCUGCAGGUUUUAGUGCCUUAGCUCCAACAUUGGGUACCAUCAUCCCCGUCAUUGGUGCAAGCGGAUUCGCUGCAGCUGCCAGUGCUGCCGGGACUGUUGCUGGAUCCGUGGCUGUUGCUGCAUCCUUUGGUGCUGCUGGAGCAGGACUUACAGGAACCAAAAUGGCUAGGAGAAUUGGGAGCAUUGAUGAGUUUGAAUUUAAACCAAUUGGAGAAAAUCAUAACAAAGGCAGAUUGGCAGUUGAGAUAACUGUGUCAGGUUUUGCCUUCGAUGAGAAAGAUUUCAUAAGGCCAUGGGAAGGACUAAAUAACAACUUGGAAAGGUAUGCACUGCAGUGGGAAUCUAAAAAUAUAAUUGCAGUGAGCACUGCAAUUCAGGAUUGGCUUACUUCAAGACUUGCAAUGGAGUUGAUGACGCGUGGUGCAAUGAUGACUGUUUUGAGCUCUCUUUUAGUAGCACUGGCUUGGCCAGCUACCUUACUUUCGGCUACUGAUUUCAUAGACAGCAAGUGGACAAUUGCCGUUGACAGAUCAGACAAAGCUGGUCGAAUGCUGGCAGAUGUGUUGUUGAAAGGUUUACAAGGGAACAGGCCUGUGACACUUGUGGGGUACUCACUGGGUGCACGUGUAAUAUUCAAGUGUCUCCAAUAUUUGGCUGAGACUGAAAAAAGCGCCGAGCUUGUGGAAAGAGUGGUUCUUCUUGGAGCACCCAUAUCAAUUAAAGAUCAGAACUGGGAAGCUGCUAGAAAGAUGGUAGCUGGAAGGUUUGUGAACGUAUACUCCACAAAUGAUUGGAUGCUUGGAAUUGCUUUCCGUGCCAGUCUUCUUACUCAAGGGUUAGCUGGAAUUCAACCUAUCGACGUCCCUGGCAUUGAGAAUGUUGAUGUGACAGAUGUGAUUGAAGGUCACUCCUCCUAUCUAUGGGCUACUCGCCAAAUCUUGGAGCAGCUUGAACUGGAAACCUAUUAUCCAGUUUUUAGUAGUUCUGGUAAGCAAUAGGGGGAGAUGAUAUGCAUGUUCUAUUCUGCGUUUGAUGCUUUAUAGGAGUGUUACUCUGUGUUCCCGGUGGUCGUAGUCACGACUGCCGAGGUCUGUGUCGAGUUUCGUGGGAUGAUGGAAAGCCAGGUGCAUUCUUAAUGUUCUAUGUCUGAAAACCAAAUGGAAAAAACGAAGGUUGCUGAUUGAUUUGUGAUGAAGAAAAGUGUGAGGAGUCAUGUAACCAUUGGUUACAUUAGGAGCCAGGCUUGGUCCCCUUUUAUUAUCAUUGUAAGA